AUGAGUGGAAAAAUGGAUGAUUCAUUUGUUGAAAUUGAAGAUCCAAAUGCUAAUGGGCAAGAGCCAACCCAACAGGAAAUAGAAGACUAUGCUGAAUGGCUUGGUGCUGAUUUACAAAAAGAUCGUGAUCUAUUUUGGAUCGCUAGAGAAGCACUUAUGGCUCCAAUUCCACCAGGAUGGAAAUUAUAUCAGAGAAGGGAUGGUACUGGGGAACCGUUCUACUUUAACAGUCGUACAGGUGAAUCUCUUUGGGAUCAUCCGUUAGAUCAGCAUUACAAAGAUUUAUUCGCGAAAGAAAAAGCAAAGAAAGAAUCAGGAAUACGCUCAGGUGGUCCACAAUCCACUCAAUCAAAUACUCGUCCACUUGCAGCUUUAGGAUCAAAACCAGGCACAUCAUCGAUUGGUUCAAAGCCACUUGGAAGUCUAGGAUCGCAAAGUGUUGCACCUAUGAGCCUUGGACCUCUUAAAUCUUCAUCUGGAACUCCAAUUAUUAUUUCUGCAGGUAUUUCUUCAAAUAACAAUGCACAAUAUCAACGAGAAUUAAAUGAUCUACAAGCUUCACACCGUCAAGCAAUCGAAAGAGAAAAUAACGAUUUCAAUCAGCAACUAAGUAUCUUACGAGCUAAGCAUGAUACAGAGAAAAGCAACUUACAAUCAAGAAUGGAUGAUGAAAUAGAAUCCAUACGUUCAGCUCAUCGUAGAAAAAUCCAAGAUUUACGCGCUGCAAAUCAAAGAGAAGCAGAUCAAGAAGAAAGAGCAUUAUCUCAGAUGCGUGCGAAAAAGGCUGAUGCAGAAAUCGAACUUAACCAGUUAAAGAAGAAACAGCAACAAGAAAUUACAGAUGCAGAAUUAUCUCAUAUCAAUCAAUUGAGAGAACUCAAGAAUGAUCAUGAAAAAGAAAUACAGCAAGAAAAUAAUAAGCAUCGUGCUCAGUUAGAAGAGCUCAAGAGAAAGAAUGAUGAUGCAUUGAAAGAUGAAAAGGCAAAACUCGAUCAAGCACUAGAAGAAGCCCGCCGUAACAAUAAGAAUCAAAUUUCUGCUGAAGAAAACAAGCGUCAAAUCAGUGAAGCUGAUAAAAAGGAAAUCGAAGAAAUGCAUAAGAAACAUGAAGAGGAAGUUGCUGAACUAAAGAAGAAAUUUGAAGAGGAAAUCAAGUCAUUAAAUGAUCAACAUGCUAAAGAUGUCGAAGAUUUGAAGAAGAAACUUCAAGCAGAUCUCGACCAACAAACUAAGGAUUUCGAUCUCGAAGGAAAAGUGAACAAAAUGAAGCAGCAAAGCCAAUCAUCAGAACCAAUUGAUGCAUCUGCAAAUGAUCAAAAGAAGAAAGAAUUACAAAGCCAAUUUGAUGCUGAAAUUGAAAAGAUGAAGAGAGACCAUGAAAAGAACAUUGCCAACCUCAAGAAACAACAGACACAAGAAGCUGAAAACGUUAAACUCACUGCAGGCCAAACAAAACAACUUGAUGCAAUGAAGAAAGAUUUCGAAACACAAAAACAAGAACUUCAAAAUGAUUUCGAUGAAGAAAUCUCUCAAAUGAAGCAACAACACAAGAGAGAACUUGAUCAAUUAAAGAAAUCCCAUCAAACAGCUGUUACUCAAGCAAAGAUGACAGCUGAUGAGCAGAAACAAAUUGGAAAGAUGAAAUCACAAUUUGAGCAAAAGAAAGAAGAGUUACAAAGCCAAUUCGAUGAAGAAAUUGAGAAUAUGCAAGAAGAACAUAACAAAGAAAUGGAAGAAAUCAAGAAACAACAUCAGAAAUCAAUUGAUCAAGCAAAACUUACUGCUUCACAGCAGAAACAAUUAAACAACUUGAAGAGCGAAUUCGAGCAGAAGAAAGAAGACUUGCAAGACGAAUUCAAUGAAGAAAUCGAAGAACUCAAGGCAGAUCACAAGAGAGAACUCGAUAGACUCAAGAAAGGCCAAAAGAAACAGCUAGAAGCAGAGAAAAUGAAACAACUUGAUGAACUUCAAGAAGAAAUCGAUCAACAAAGAGAAGAAAUGCAAGAAGCAUUUGAUGAAGAAAUUGCUCAAUUAAAGCAAAGACAUCAGCAAGCAAUGGAGAAACUUAAACGCCAGAAUCAGAAACAGAUUGAAAACGAGAAAGAGCAGAACGAGCAAGAACUCGAGCUUAUCAGAACAAGAUUUGAAUCUGAUCGCCUCAAAGAAGAAUCAAAUGCACAAAAGUCGAAUUCUAGGAAAUCAUCUUCAGCUCGUAGAUCUACAAUUUUAUCAUUUGACAGCGAUACAGUUUUCUCUGUUAGGCCAAAGAGAGAGAAGAAGAAAGGUAGUGAUUCAGUUACAUCUUCACAACAUGAUAUUGGCUAUCUUGGCCUUUCUUUCCCUGUUUCUUAUGCUAAAACUGAAUCAGGUGUUGGAUCAAUCCCAUUCCUUUCGAACAGAUCUCAAAUGGUUGCAGAUAUUCAACCAAAUAUGUACGAGAGACAGAUGUUGAUGCAACAACAAGGAUAUGGAGACAUGGGAUAUAUGAACCAGAGCCGCAUGAACAAUCCAAUGUCUCAGAUGUCUAUGAUGAAUCCACAGAUGCAGAUGAUGAAUCCUCAAAUGCAAAUGAUGAAUCAAUCUGCAAUGAUGAACCAGUCACAAAUGUCAAUGAUGAAUCAACGCAUGAGCAUGAUGAACCCACAGUACUCAAUGAUCAAUCCACAGACAAUGAUGAUGGAUUCUCAAUCUCGAAUUGUUUCCGAUCAAAUCAUCGAGUUCGAUGAAAAAGUUCUCCAAAAGAUGAAGAAACAAAAAUUCAAACUCGAAAAAGUUAAUAACACAUUUGCAGCAACAUAUGGACCGCUUGUUGCAACCCUCAAGCAGCAGCUAGAUGACGUAACAGCUGUUUGCGAUAGCUACAAGAAGAUGCUUGCUGAUCAGAACAGAGUUCUUCAGCAAAUUGUAAAUGAUUUCCAGCAACAAGCUCAGCAGAUGACACAUAAUUUCAACAACAGAAUUCAAGAUGUUGAAAAUUCAUAUAGAGUUGCUCUUAUGGCGGCGCAAGGUCAGCCAAUUGCUCCUGCUAUUGCUGCAGUUCCUGCUCCUCAAGUUUCUGAAAGAAGAGGUCCAACGAGAACUAUGAAAUCUGCGAAAAUUAAAAGAAUAGAAAAAGUUUCAGACAAUGAUGAUCAAAUAGAGUCUGAAACAGAAAGAUCUAUUAAGAAAUGGAAGAUUGAGCAGAAGAAAGCUGCACGCAGUUCAAGAAGAGUUCAAGAUCAGGUUGAUGCUUUAAGAGCUAUUCAGGAUGAUGAUUAA
Trichomonas vaginalis G3 is the source of this 3258-nucleotide messenger RNA. RefSeq names its product RH04127P family. The record is from RefSeq and is a predicted model, not a curated record. The coding region runs from base 1 to 3258 and encodes 1085 amino acids. Gene Ontology annotation, molecular function: protein binding. The transcript has a single exon. NCBI's taxonomy places the organism in Eukaryota, Parabasalia, Trichomonadida, Trichomonadidae.